Episyrphus balteatus (marmalade hoverfly) is the source of this 2042-nucleotide messenger RNA. RefSeq names its product piggyBac transposable element-derived protein 4-like. The record is from RefSeq and is a predicted model, not a curated record. NCBI's taxonomy places the organism in Eukaryota, Metazoa, Arthropoda, Insecta, Diptera, Syrphidae. Bases 315 to 2042 code for a protein of 575 amino acids. The transcript has a single exon.
CCUCCAGUAGGCGCGUGGUCUACGGGUGUAGACCAGCCUUUUUUAAAAUGUCGCCAUUCUCAGAAAAACAUUUUUUUUUCGCCAUCCUUCACAAUAGCUGUAGAUAAUUAGUUGCUCUACCUAAUUAGUAUCCUAUUUGUUCGCGGAGGGGACGGACGUCAAUUUUAAAAGUGUUCAAAUUCUCUUGGUCUACGAUCGUAGACCACGCGCCCACUCGUGUUACAAAAUUAUUUUUUUUUCAUUUUUGAAAUUGUAAGGAGGGAAUGUAAAUUUGAAGCUACUUUUAUUUUAAAAUUGUUAAUUUAAUACAGAUUAUGGCUUCAACUAGCGCAGGAAACAACUUUUGGCUCGGUGACCUGUCGAGUGGCGAGGAAAGUCCGUUUAGCGAUGAGGAAGAAAAUUAUGAUGUAAGUAUGAGUGAAGAUGGUGAACAAAGCGAACACAACACUGAAACUGAGCAGGAGUGGUCUGAAUCAGACGAUGAUAAUUCCCCACAAGAGUCAAAUGAUAGAUAUUUUAUUGGGAAAGACAAGACGACAAAAUGGAAAAAAGCGAGACCCAAUCUUCAGACGCGAGUACGAUCGGAAAAUAUAAUAAAACUCCUUCCUGGAACUAAAGGCGACGGUCGUCACGCCAAAACUGAAAUUGAAUGCCUCAAUUUAUUCAUAAACGACGCUGCCAUCGGAGUUGUUACACACUGCACAAACAUAUGGAUUGAAAAAAAUAGAAAUCAUUUCCAGAGAGAUCGCGACGCAAGAAAUACGAAUGAAACGGAGAUUCGUGCUGUUAUUGGAAUUCUCUUUUUGAUUGGAACUUUCAAAAGCUCGAGGAAAAACACACACAAGAUAUGGGACAACGCAAGAGGAAGCGGAAUCGAAGCUUGUUAUCUCGCAAUGAGUGAAAAGAGAUUUCGAUUCCUUUUGCGGAGUUUGAGAUUUGACGACUAUCGGACAAGAGAUGAAAGAAAAGAAAUCGACAAAUUAGCACCAAUCAGAGAGCUGUUUGAAAUUUGUUUGAAUAACUUUCAAAAUAAUUUUAUUCCGAGUGAAUAUCUAACAGUAGACGAACAAUUGCUAGCUUUCAGAGGACGAUGUGCAUUCAAGCAGUACAUACCUAGCAAGCCAGCAAAAUAUGGUAUAAAAACGUUUGCUUUAGUUGACGCAAAAACUUUUUACACUUUAAAUCUUGAGCCAUACGUUGGUACCCAACCAGACGGCCCUUUCAAAUUCAAAAAUAAUGGUGAAGAUAUUACGCUGAGAAUGGUACAACCCGUUGAAGGGACAAAAAGAAAUAUAACGGGAGAUAAUUGGUUUACCAGCCUUUCACUUGUCAAUAAGCUGAAAAAUAAAAAACUAACAUACACUGGAACUAUUCGGAAAAAUAGACGUGAGGUUCCUUCCGAGUUUUUACCAAAAAAGAAUAGAGAGGAGUAUACAUCAAUUUUUGGAUUCCAAGAAAACUGCACAAUUGUGUCCUACUGCCAAAAAAAAAAUCGUUCAGUAAUAUUGUUGUCUUCAAUGCAUAACGACGAUGCAAUCGACUCGAGUACUGGUGAUCAAAGAAAACCGGAGAUGAUAACGGACUAUAAUCAUACAAAAAUUGGUGUGGAUAUGGUGGAUCAACUUUGCCAAAACUACGAUGUUUCAAGGAAUACCCGCCGGUGGCCCAUGGUCAUAUUCUAUGAUCUACUAAAUAUUUCUGGCAUAAAUGCGCUUUGUAUAUAUAAGUCAAACAAUCCCGAAAAAGUUAUAAAACGAAGCAAUUUCAUAGAACAGUUUGCCUGGGAACUGAUCCGGCCACAAAUUCAAGUAAGGUCAACAGUUCUGCAAUUGCCAAGGGUAACGCGCCAAAGAGCUCUUACGCUUUUAGGGAUUGAUGCAGUAAUUCAACCCUCUAUCCCGGCCACAACUGCAUGCUACGUUGGACGUUGUGCAAUUUGUCCACGAAAUAAAAAUAAGUCUUCUAGAGUGAGGUGCGCAAAAUGUGGGAAAUUUGCUUGUAAGGACCACUUGAAAAGUGUAUGCACAGAUUGUGAUUUUUAA